UCCCAACUCAACUCGAACCGAGACGAUCUUGCUUCUAGAAUCUUCUUCCCUUCUUCCCAAACCAAAAAAAAAGAAAAAGAAAAAGAAUCUUCUUCUCCGACCCGCCCCGCCGGUGGGGAGGCGGCGGGGCCGCGGGAAUCCGGCAAAGCGACGGCGAUGGCCGCCGCCCGUGGUUGCCUCGUCUCUCCGCCUACAUAAGGGGGCGCCUCUCCGGGCUCCGGCGCGUCGGAUUGGGAGGUCGGGAUGGGGAGGCGGGGGCGGGUGGUGCUGCGGCGGAUCGAGGACCGGGUGCGGGCGGGAUCUGCUUCCGGAAGAGGCUCGCCGGGCUGGAGAAGAAGGCGGAGGAGCUCGCCGUGCUCUGCGACGCCCACGUCGGCUUCGUCGUCCUCUCCUGCUCCGACGACGACCGCCUCCACCAUUUCGCCGCGCCCGCCACUAUAGAAAACAUUGUGGAACGUUAUGAGAAUUCUCUAACAGCACAAAAGGGAGUACAUGGCAGGCGCACUCCGGAAAAGAGAGACACUCAUUGGUGAAAAUUUUCCUGCCGGUGCUGAUGAUAAUUAUUUUACCAUACCAAGGGCAAGGAUUUUCAUGUUCCCAAGGAAACAACAGAUAAAGGGUCGAACGAUGAUGACAUGCGAUCUAUUGAUGAAACAGACAUAUCCACAUUGAACAUGGACCAGCUUAGCCAAAUUGAAAGAUUACUGGAAGAUGAACUAAGGUGGACAAGGGCAAGAAAGGUGGUGGUGGAUAGAAGUGCCAGAUUACAAAAAAAGGUGCAGGGGAAAGCGGCGAUUGUUGAGGUUGAGAGGGGCUCCAUGGAGAUUCCCAUAGAAUCUGGGCAGGAGAAGAUAGGAGGGGAGGCUGUGGAGGAGCAACGGAGCCGGACUACGCCGUUGGACCUCAACAUGCCUUGCUGGGACGCAGGUCCUCUGCAGUAAACGUAGAUAACAUUAUCUUUGCACAGCAAUCUGAGUCUGUCUAACGUUAGUCGCUACUACUGUCCCCGGUACUAACAGUGUCGUAAGUUACUGUUGCUGGGAAACUACUACUACGCUUUGCUAAUCUUUUUUUACUGUAGCCGUUCAUAUCCAGGAUACUGUGCCGUAACUGGAGCACACCAGAUUCAAAUCAAAUGUACUGUGACACCAUUGUAUUUUAAAAUGUGUUUUUCUCCUACUUCCUACUAGUUCUAGUUCAUGUUCGGUGGAAAAUUGUAAACCAAAUAAACCGGCAUCGGUAUUGGUCGAUGUGUACCCGUGGGCUCUGUAAUAAGACUGUCCGUGCCUGCAAAUUAGUACUGAUAA
Molecule: messenger RNA, 1307 nt
Organism: Oryza sativa Japonica Group (Japanese rice)
Lineage: Eukaryota; Viridiplantae; Streptophyta; Magnoliopsida; Poales; Poaceae
Source: RefSeq, a predicted model, not a curated record